AAACUGCAAGAUUUCUCGUGAGAAGCUCACAAGCCAAUAAAAGCUGACCAGCUUCUUCAACAACGUUCACGCAUUUCACUCCUCCUCAAUUUGACUUCUCCUUCCACACCCAGAAUCUUGUUUAGCUCGUUGAUCACUCCGAGCUGUCAGUUUUGGUGGUUUAGAUCUUCAGAUCAUCACCUUUCUUCUUGUUUGUGUUUUCUUGCUCUGUUUCUUUCUACUGUCAAAACUUGGUCUGGGUGCUAAGAAUUUCCUUGGCAUUCUCAUGGGCUUCCCGGAUUUAGAUUAGGUUUGAUUCUGAAACUUCAUUGUGAGGUUGCUUAGAUUAUUCUUAGUGUAACUUUGAACGUCUGACACAAUUGUCUUUCUCGUACCUUUAUGUGACCUAUACUUUACUUGGAUUUAGAGUUCUUCUUUACUUUAACCAAAUCUUAAAAAACAAAAAAACAAAAAAAGAUUUGUGCUUUACUGCGAUUUGGGUUCAGUAUUGUGUGAGAGCAUCAUUUCUCUGAUCCUUUAUACAAUCCGGGGUUACUGAUUUUCUGGGUCAGUCUUAUCAGUGAGGCUACUGCAAUGGAUUCUUGCUGUUUGGCCUUGAAACCCAAUACCCAUUUGGCAAAUAAUGGCUUUUUGGGGGAGAGGAUCACAGGGAGCCUGAAUAACAACGCUUGGGUUAAUCAGGUGGCAAGAAGUUUUAGAACUGAGAAGAAGAUCACGACGCUCAAACCUGGUGUUGCUUAUGCUAUUAUUACUUCAAAUAAUGCCAAAGAGACUGUGACCAUACAAUCACCACCCUUUUAUAGACGAAAAGUAGACCCGAAAAAUGUGGCUUCAAUCAUAUUGGGAGGAGGUGCAGGGGCUCAACUCUUUCCUCUUACCAGAAGAGCAGCAACACCUGCUGUUCCAGUGGGAGGGUGCUAUAGGCUUAUAGACAUCCCAAUGAGCAAUUGCAUAAACAGCGGCAUAAACAAGAUUUGUGUACUUACCCAGUUUAACUCUACUUCCCUGAAUCGACACAUUGCGCGCACGUAUUUUGGAAAUGGUAUUAACUUUGGGGAUGGAUUUAUAGAGGUUCUGGCAGCCACUCAGACGCCUGGGGAAUCAGGAAUGAAGUGGUUCCAGGGAACAGCAGAUGCUGUGAGGCAAUUCAUAUGGGUGUUUGAGGAAGCCAAGAACAGGCACAUUGAGAAUAUAUUAAUAUUGUCAGGGGAUCAUCUCUACCGAAUGGAUUAUAUGAACUUUGUGCAGAACCAUGUGGAUCGAAAUGCUGAUAUUACAUUAUCAUGUGCAGCAGUGGAUGACAGCCGUGCAUCAGAUUUUGGAUUGGUGAAGAUAGACGGUAGAGGCCGUGUUGUCCAGUUUGUUGAGAAACCAAAGGGAAAUCAUCUGAAAGCAAUGCAAGUAGAUACAAGUCUUCUGGGUUUGUCCCUGCAUGACGCUGUAAAAUCCCCGUAUAUUGCAUCAAUGGGAGUCUAUGUCUUUAAGACAGAGAUUUUACUGAAGCUUUUGAAGUGGAGAUAUACUACAGCAAAUGACUUUGGAUCUGAAAUCAUUCCUGCAGCUGUGAUGGAGCACAAUGUCCAAGCAUACAUAUUUAGAGACUAUUGGGAGGACAUUGGAACAAUAAAGUCCUUUUUUGAUGCUAAUUUGGCCCUUACUGAAGAGAUUCCAAAGUUCGAAUUUUAUGAUCCAAAGACACCCUUUUACACGUCUCCUCGAUUCUUACCUCCAACCAAGAUUGAUAAAUGCCGGGUUGUGGAUGCAAUAAUCUCGCAUGGAUGUUUCUUGCGAGAAUGUAGUAUUGUACAUUCAAUAGUUGGCGAACGCUCACGAUUAGAUUAUGGUGUUGAGCUCAAAGACACCGUGAUGAUGGGAGCAGACCAUUACCAAACUGAAUCUGAAAUUGCAUCUCUCUUGGCAGAAGGGAAGGUCCCAAUUGGGGUUGGAAGAAAUACAAAAAUUAGGAAUUGUAUAAUCGACAAGAAUGUGAAGAUUGGGAAGGAUGUUAUCAUCAUGAAUAAAGAUGGUGUUCAAGAAGCAGAUAGGCCAGAAGAUGGAUUUUACAUUCGAUCCGGAAUCACCGUUAUCCUGGAGAAGGCGACAAUAGAAGACGGCACAGUCAUAUAAAUGUAUCUCAAGUACUUUUACAGGCUGUUUAGGCGUUGGGAAAGGGAUACUGCAAACCAAAUUGCCUGUGCUACUGGCGCAAAUGAGAGGACAUGCAUGGCGGCAUUUUCUCACAGAAAGAAGCAAGCAGCAGCUUUUUUUACUGUAUGUAAACUAGAAGUUCCUUGCAUGUAUAAAAAGAGAGUUUAUUAGUCUUAUAGCUUAUAAGAUUUCAUAGAUGCGAGAAGUACAUAAAUAAUCAGAGGGCUGGCUAGCUGGCUGGCGGGCUUUUUUCCUGUGUAUUGCAUUUGUAUUGGGUUUUCAUAAAUGCCAGACAGAUACUUUCUUUCUGUAUGAAUAAUGAUUAAGAAUAAUGGUAACGAGUUGGACUCUUACUGGUAUGAAAAUCUAUGCUCUUAGAAAGAUUCAUUGGU
Messenger RNA from Corylus avellana, 2540 nucleotides. Its product is annotated as glucose-1-phosphate adenylyltransferase large subunit 1. The record is from RefSeq and is a predicted model, not a curated record. Lineage: Eukaryota; Viridiplantae; Streptophyta; Magnoliopsida; Fagales; Betulaceae. Gene Ontology annotation, biological process: glycogen biosynthetic process. Gene Ontology annotation, molecular function: glucose-1-phosphate adenylyltransferase activity.